UACUGUGCCCCCACCCACAACAACACCAUCACACACACAGCGACAUUGACGAACGCGUCGAGAUUAUUAUUGUUGUUGUUAUUAUUUGUGCAGCGCGCUCGCGCCUGUGUUUGUGUUAAGAACGAAAUGACGCCGGUAGUGACGUUGCUUGGCGGCUGCAGCGGCCGCUGGGAGCGAGUGGCGCUGCUGCUGCUGUUGUUGACGGCAAAGCCGCCGCCGUUAGUAAGCGGCGGCUUUUGUUGUCGGCGUUUUGACAGUCGCGAGUUGUUUGUUGUUUGUUGCUGUUGUUUAUUUAUUAUUUGUCCGCGACGCCAUGGCGGCGGUGAUCCCUGGGCCCGGCACCGGCGGCCGAGACGAAGCGAGGACCGAGGCCGGGGCGCGCCUCGGGGACCCCCGGGUCAACGAGGAGGUGUGGAACCUGCAGCAGAUGAUCAAGUUGACGCAGGAACACCUGACGGCGCUGCUGGAACGUUUCGGAGGCGAACACAACCCUCCCUCCAUCUACCUGGAGGCGUACGAGGAGUACACGCACAAGCUGGACGCCCUGCAGGCUCGCGAGCAGGAACUUCUGGGCGCCGACGGCAAGGGGUCGGCGCCCCCGCCGCAUCCCCGGCAACCGUCGCGCAAGCCCCCCGCGGCUACGCCGGGGCCCCCCGUCCACGUCGUGCCCUGCCCCCGCCCGCCGUGCCCCCCGAGCGACAAGCAGCGCUGCCGAUCGCCGGUGUUCGCCGACGGCGCUCGCUGCGGCGCCGCCUUCUCCCCCGCUGGACCGGCGGCCGAGGCGGCGCCGGGGGAGCAGGCGCAGGCGGUGGAGGCGACAACGCCGCAGUCGCCGCUGAGCCGCACGGUGCGCGUGCACCUGCCCAACAAGCAGCGCACCGUGGUCACAGCAAGGGCUGGGAUGACCGUCAUGGAUUGCCUGGCCAAAGCGCUGCACAUCCGUGGACUCUUUCCGAAGUGUUGUGCCGUCUUCCGCCUGCAAGACGGCCAAAAGUCGGCAGUGGACUGGAGUACGGACAUGGCCUGGCUGUCGGGCGAGGAGCUGUCUGUGGAGGUCCUCAAGCACCUGCCGCUCUCCACACACAACUUUGUCCGCCGGACAGACCUGAUGCUGGCGUUCUGCGACAUUUGCCGCAAGCUCCUGUUCCAGGGAUUCCGUUGCCAGGAGUGCGGCAUGCGCUUCCACCAGCGUUGCAGCACCGACGUGCCCAUGAUGUGCAUCAGCUUAGACGGAAUCAACCCGUGGUGGCAACCACCAUUGCCCGCGCGACCCCCGACCCGGACGCACCACUCGGAGGCGGACAGCUCGACCCCCCGCCGGGCGUUGGUUCACCCCCCCCGGCCGCGAUCCACGUCCGCUCCCAACGUCCAUACGGGCGUAGUGGGGCCAGUGACGGCCAACCUCGUUCAGGACAUGAUGCGUGAUUGCAGGCAUCACGAAGGCACGAGUGUGGGUCUGACAGCCACCUUCCCCAUGGACCUCCCCGGGUCUCGCGUCGCUUCUCCCGGGCCCUCCCGUCCAGCCUCGCUCACAGACGAUCGCAUACACAUGCGUCCCCUGAAGAGGAGAGACUCGUGUGAUGACUGGGAGAUCCCAGAGGGGCAGAUCGCAUUCGGACAGCGGAUUGGCUCGGGCUCCUUUGGAACCGUCUACAAGGGCAAGUGGCACGGAGACGUUGCUGUGAAGGUGCUGAACGUGACCGAUCCAACGCCGCAGCAGCUGCAGGCGUUCAAGAACGAGGUCGGGGUGCUGAGGAAGACUCGGCACGUGAACAUCCUGCUGUUCAUGGGCUACACGAUGCAGCCGCGCCUCGCCAUCGUCACGCAGUGGUGCGAGGGCUCCAGCCUCUACCGCCACCUGCACGUGCUCGACACCAGGCUGCCCGUGCUGCAGCUCAUAGACAUCGCGCGCCAGACCGCGCAGGGCAUGGACUACCUGCAUGCCAAGUCCAUCAUCCACAGAGACCUCAAGUCCAACAACAUCUUCCUCCACGAUGACCUCACGGUGAAGGUCGGAGACUUCGGUCUGGCCACGGUGAAGACUCGGUGGAGCGGCUCCCACCAACUCACACAGCCAUCCGGAUCCAUCCUGUGGAUGGCCCCGGAGGUGAUCCGCAUGGAGGAGGAGAACCCGUACACGUUCGAGUCGGACGUCUACGCGUUUGGGGUCGUGCUCUUCGAGCUCAUGUCCGGCCAGCUGCCGUACUGCCACAUCAACAACCGAGACCAGAUCAUCUUCAUGGUGGGCCGAGGCUACUUGAGCCCUGACCUCACCAAAGUCCGGAGCAACUGUCCGAGGGACAUGAGGCGUCUCAUGGCCGACUGCCUCAAAGCACAUCACACCGACCGGCUGCUCUUCCCGCAGAUCCUGGCGUCGAUAGAGAAGCUGGCGCAUUCACUGCCCAAGAUCCACCGCAGCACGUCGGAGCCGUCGGUGGCGCGCGCCGGCCUGCACGCCGACGAGCUGGCGCUCUGCCUGCCCUCGCCCAAGACGCCGCUCCACCCGGCCGCGUACAGCGGCUUCACCUGGCUCUCGCCCAACACCACCGUGUGGUAGGGCCGGCCCGGUGCCUAACGCCGGCAGCGUGGUGCGGCCGAUGCCCCCGCCGUCCAACGCCGCUAACCGCCGCCGCCGCCGCCGUGUUGGCGAGGCCCGGCCAAGCGUCCCCACCGGGUACGGCGCAGUGGGGCCGGCGUGCCGCGCGACACUCCCAACGUCGCCCGCCGACGCCGCCGCCGUGUGGUAGGGCCGACCUCCCGUUUGACACCGGCCCCACCGUGUCGGUGGGGCCGGCACAGGGGGCACGGCAGCGCCCAAUGCCAGGGCGGAGAGACUUGGUGGGGGUGGGGUGGGGGCGGGGGGGCACGGGCCCCGACACAGCCUCGUGGCAGGGACGGGAAAGAACGCGGCGCUCGGUAGCAUCGUGUGGCAAGAAGGGGCGGCAGCAGCAGCCAGCGCGACCGUCUCGUUGCUGGUGGGGCUGGGUCGGGGGCAGCGCUGCACGCAUCGUGGAACGUCCAGCACAGCCGUGGCGGCGGCGGUGGAGGUGGCGGUGAGGGUGGCGGUGGGGGUGGCGGUAGCGGUGGCAUUUGAAGUGACUUGACAGCCAGCCACCACCGCACGCGCGCGCACUGCACCGCCCGCCUCGUCCGCGUUACUCCGUGGCAUCGUGAAGGCGUGUGUGACAGCCCGGCGCGAGUCCCGUGGGGGCAAACCGGGGUGUGGACCGGAGCGAGGACGGGAGUGUACUACAAGUGUCUGCCGGAGCGUGUGAACUCCCUAAGGGUGGGACGGCAGGAGCCGACCCGGAGCGUGGUCCGGAGUGGCGGAAGUUUGGACCGGAGUGUGGCGUGGGACUGCAGCACUGACCAGAAAUACGGACCCGGAGCGUGGACCGGAGCACCGACGGUCGUGGGUUGUCAACCGUGUGGAUCAGAGAGUGCUUCCACCAAACGGCUUUGGCCCACCUGGCCAAACCGCACGCGACGGUGCCGCCCACGCCGAUGCCGCCGUCCGCACGUCCGUUUUCACCGCUACCGAUGGUCCGGACUUUGCGGGGCGUGGGGGAGGGGAUAAGGGCUUAAAGUUGGUGGGAGAGUUCGACCGAAGUCUCGAGGUUUUAGUGGUCGGAGGGACAGCGUUGACGUUCGUUUGAGGAUGGUGCUGAUUAUUUGAUUGUCGCGGUGUGAUUUACACUGCCUCCUUACUGUUGUGCGUCGACGGUGAAGGUUGUUUUGUGUCCGCGUGUUUGCACGUGUGUGUUCAUAGUAUUAUUAUUGUUGUUGUUGUCGUUACCCUACCUGCUCCAUCGGCCAAGUGCUGCCUCAACCAACCCUCAAGGAGGAGAACCUUCCCCGCCCCCCACACCCCCCCCCACACCCCCCCCCCCCCCACACCUCUAUCCCCAAGGGAGGAGAGAGAGGGAGACACGGGGCCAGGUGUGGGUGGAGGCGCGUGAAGACAGGGAGCCACCGGGGGGAAGGGUGUAAGCCAGUAACUUGCAGCUCUCGUACCGUCGGCGUGGCGAGGGCGGUGGCGAGGGCGGUGGCGAGGGCGGCGACGCUUUGUCGCGACUCUCUCCGGUGUGACGCUCGCGGGCGGAGCGGCUGGGGGGCGGGGGGGGGCGGGGUGCCCGCCGAGCGUCGAUCGACGCGACGUCCGACGUUCCGCGCUCCACCUGCUGGGAGCUUCUUCGGGGCGAAUCGAAUUUGAUUUAAUUCGGUUCCUAACCGCUCGUGGCACAACCGCGAGAAACGUCGGCAAGACGGAUUCGGGAAUCCAUUCGCUUUCAUGACCCCCCUCCCCCCCCCCCCCCGUGUCUUUUUAAAUUUGUUUUUACCGCCUCGUUCCUAUUGUUGUUUGCCUUUUUUUUAUUACCAUCAUCCUAUCCCAUUUGCACAGUUACCCUCGCCGUCAGCCGAAAUCUAACAUUAGCGUGCAAUUUCCGUGUAACCUGUAUAAAUUGUAAAUAACCUUCUCGCCGAUUUGUAUCGGCACGAGUCGUUGUGUGCCUACUGCCCAAGCCCCAUGGCGUCCCAGACUCUCCCGACGACACGUCACGUGGGGGGACUCCGAAUGGCGCGCCCGGCCGAACGCGCCGCCGCCGUCUCGCGUCGCGUUCCCCCGGCGAUGUCACCGUGCCCGGCACGGCACGCUUUGCCCGUUGCCUGAUCGCGCGCACCAGAGCCGCUCCGUUGUUCCUGUUGGGUUGCACCCUGCGCUAAACACGCCGUCGGGCUGCGAGCGGCGGCGGCGGCGGCGGCGGCGGCGUCACCUGCCCGCCCGCCUGCCGCCGCCUGCCGCCGCUCCGCCUGCCGCCGUCACCCACGCCGCUCCGCUCGACUGCGCACGCCGGGGGUGGAGCGGGCGAGGAGGAGCGCCCCCCGUGUGCUCCCACCGACAGUUGCGGGCGGAGCGGUCGCUCGUGAGCGUGGAAUAAAAGCGGUUGCAUGGA
Petromyzon marinus (sea lamprey) is the source of this 4955-nucleotide messenger RNA. Its product is annotated as serine/threonine-protein kinase B-raf-like. Lineage: Eukaryota; Metazoa; Chordata; Hyperoartia; Petromyzontiformes; Petromyzontidae. Gene Ontology annotation, biological process: protein phosphorylation; MAPK cascade. Gene Ontology annotation, cellular component: cytosol; mitochondrion. The record is from RefSeq and is a predicted model, not a curated record. Gene Ontology annotation, molecular function: MAP kinase kinase kinase activity; ATP binding.